Megalobrama amblycephala (Wuchang bream) is the source of this 1267-nucleotide messenger RNA. RefSeq lists its product as uncharacterized. The coding region runs from base 231 to 1037 and encodes 268 amino acids. NCBI's taxonomy places the organism in Eukaryota, Metazoa, Chordata, Actinopteri, Cypriniformes, Xenocyprididae. The record is from RefSeq and is a predicted model, not a curated record. The transcript has 9 exons. Gene Ontology annotation, cellular component: nucleus.
AAUCAGGGGCCUGUUGCACAAAAGUAGAAUUAAGACAUCCGGGAUAAAUGACUCAGCUGAGCUCAAUAAAGCCAAAACAUGUGCGUCCAGGCUUAAUUGGUUGCACAAAGACCAAGCCAGGAUGAGCAGACACGGAUUCAUUAAGCCAGGUGAAACCAAUCCUGGAUAGGUGCGCGCUCACGGCUCACUCAAAUAGACCCCGCCACAGAUCACAGAUUAACUGAUUUACCAUGGCAACUAGAGCCGCGUACUUUUCCCCGUCGGAAGCACAAAUCCUCAUGGAGGCAUACGAGGAGGUAAAAGAUAUAAUUAAGAAGAAAGGCAACACCGCCACAGUGAUAAAGCAAAGAGAAAAAGCGUGGCAAAGUAUUGCAGACCGCCUGAAUGCAUUAAACAUGAACGGGCCAAAACGGACAUGGCAGCAGGUCAAAAUCAAAUACAAGAACAUUCUGCAGAAUGCAGUGAAAAAGAAUACCCACAGACAAGGCACGGGUGGUGGGUCACCAAAGGCUGACCUUACCCCAGCAGAGGACAUGGCCUUGGAGCUAAAUAAAGGCAGGCCCGUCUUAGAGGGGAUCCCUGGGGGGAAAGAGACGAGCAUAGGUUCCUCCCAAGAUGCCACCCGCUUCAUUCAAGUGUCUGGCAGCACUGUGUUCCUGUUAGAGCCACCAGCACAAGCACCAGACGAUGCUGAUCCAGGUGAAAGCCCCAGUGCAGCAGCAACAGCACAUGAUGGAGACGAUGAUGAGGAGGAGACCAUCUCUGUGGAUUCCAUAAGGCAUGAGGACCCAGAUGCUAUACAGUGGGAAAACCAGCCUGGCAACAUAAGCUCACAAGCUAUCAGAAAGUUGUAUGGCAACCACCUCCGGCGCCAAAUAGAACUGGCAGACAUAGACAUUCAGUACAAGAAGAAAAAGAUAGAAAAUCUUGCACUGGAGUCCGAAAUAAAAAAGAGGACAAUUAGGAAACUGGACCUUGAAAUAAAAAAACUUGAGAGGGAGCUCCAAGAAGAUGACACAGCUCAAAAUAAAAAUUAGCAAUCAGUACAACCAAGUCAUCGUUAUAAGGCACCGGCCUCUUUUGCCCACCCCCCCAGCACCAGGUGUGGCCACUAGCCUAUAUGAAGGCCCAAAAUUGUGUGUUGCUUUUUUGCUAGUGGAGCCUUCCUGUACUCAGUGGGGGAUGCAGAACAGCUGAACAAGGCCACAAUUUGCCGCACAAUAAGGAGUGUGUGUCUGGCUAUCAAAGCAUUAGCAGAUGUCUUCAU